ACCAAAUACCCUUCCUUCCCUUUUUCACACAUUGUUUGAAAACUAGAACUCAGCAUAUACAAACUCCCAUGCCUGUCUUCGUUUGAUCUAACCGGCCUUGAUAUCUACAAAGCAAAACAGAGCUCUCUCUCUUUCUAAUCGACUCUGCUCAUCCUGGUAAUUGUUCGAAUUCGAUUUGUGAUCGAUAAGGCGAAAAAAUGGCGAGCCGAACUUGUGAUCUUGUAGAGCGAGUACAUCCAGCUCACCAGUUCGACCUCGAUGCUUUGCUUCGCUAUGCCUCUUCCCAUGUCCACACCUUUCCUCGCUCUCCCUCCAAAUUCUCCGUCUCUCAGUUUGGGCAUGGUCAAUCAAACCCUACGUUUCUAUUGGAAACUAGUUCGGGUUCUUCUGUGAAGCGAUAUGUGCUGCGGAAGAAGCCCCCUGGCAAAUUGCUUGAAUCUGCUCAUGCUAUUGAGAGAGAAUUUCAGGUGUGCUAUCAAAUUCUCAAUAUGUUGACUUGUAUAUAUAUAUAUAUAUCAUCCGAUGUGUGUAUUGUUACAUUGAAACAGUCACCAAUAAUACUAGUUAAAACCUGCACCACUUGAUUAAUUGUCGCAGUUCUAGGCUUUUGCUUAUAUAUGUGUUUUGUGUUCUUAUUUCAAUAUGAUAGCUAUUGAGGUAUUAGGUGUCCAUACACAGGUUCCAGUUCCAAAGGUUUUCUAUUUGUGUACUGAUUCGAGUGUAAUCGGAACUCCAUUUUACGUAAUGGAAUACUUGG
Camellia sinensis is the source of this 757-nucleotide messenger RNA. NCBI's taxonomy places the organism in Eukaryota, Viridiplantae, Streptophyta, Magnoliopsida, Ericales, Theaceae. The record is from RefSeq and is a predicted model, not a curated record.